This is a messenger RNA of Pocillopora meandrina, 556 nucleotides long. The record is from the annotation of a GenBank genome assembly. NCBI's taxonomy places the organism in Eukaryota, Metazoa, Cnidaria, Anthozoa, Scleractinia, Pocilloporidae.
AUGUUGGAAGAGCCGCGACGACAUGAGCCAGUUUCUAUAACUUCGCUGCUCCAUAAACUGCUUUUAUCGUGUACCGUUCAUUCCUUUAUGGCACUCUGGAAUUCGGUAAGUGUUCAAAAACUUAGCAAAAAGCUAACAACAAAAAUAUUAUGCUGUUGUAAACAUUUUUGGAACAAAAGCGUUUGAAUUCUUCUCAGCCAUUCUUAUUUUUCUAGAUUUUCAUUUCGAGCCAGUUAUCAGGAACAGGACCAAAGAAAUGGAAAAUCAAGGAUCAUGGUUCAGCAGAACUCUUCAUGACCCUUACGAGCCUUGCUUCACACAAUUCUUUGUGAAUGGGCAACCACCGUUUGGUCUACGGAACAAUUUAAACCCCAUAAAAUAUAUCUGUCAGCAAAUACCAGGGAGUCACAGGGUAUUUUAUGGUACAAUGUUCGAUGGAGACGCUGGAAUAGCAGUUUAUUCAGCUUACAAGUUAGCAGCAAAUUUUGAUGGCAAUGGAGCAGGCCAGGCAAGAUGGCAUCAAGAACCAGGCAUUUUAUCGGAGACAACGAAAUAA